AGAAAAGAAAAACAAAGGCAUGAGAGUCAAAACCCUAAUAAAAUUCAGAGGGAAAGAGAAGAGAGUGGGUUUUCAUUUCACGUCUGACUGAGCGUGUUGGAGUUGGACAUGGAGGUAGAGGACAGUUGGCCAAAUAAAUUACUUGCCCAAAGACAGGUGAGCCUCAUUACUCCAUCCAAGCGUGACAGUUGGGUGACUACAUAUCGACCGACCUCUCUCUUAGCCUAUUAACCUUCACUUCUCUUCUUUCACUAUAUAACACAACACAGCAUGCUUUCGUUUUACUUGUGCACUACGAGUGUAAGAGAGAGCUUCAUUUUGAUCAAGUAGCUUCAUUUUGGGCUAAGCAAAUUAUCAAAUAUGAGGGUCAUUUUAUCAGCUGGUUGUGUUGUGGUUGCUAUCUUAUGUGUUUUUCUUGUGAGUGGUUUGGCUGUGGCGGAUGAUGAUGCUAAGGUGGUUAAGGAUGAUAAGCACUUAUUUCCACAUCCCCACCCACCUCUUUUUAAGGGAGGAGGUCUUGGGCAUGGGAUUUACAGGAAGGGGUUUAGGCAUGGAAGGUUUGGUAGAGGUGGAGUUGGUGGAGGCAUUGGCGGUGGGGGUGGUCUUGGCGGAGGUGGAGGUCUAGGAGGUGGAGGUGGGUUAGGAGGUGGUGGUGGUCUAGGUGGGGGUGCAGGAGGUGGGUUAGGAGGUGGUGGUGGCCUUGGUGGGGGUGCAGGAGGUGGGUUAGGAGGUGGUGGUGGUCUAGGUGGGGGUGCAGGAGGUGGGUUAGGAGGUGGUGGUGGCCUUGGUGGGGGUGCAGGAGGUGGGUUAGGAGGUGGUGGUGGUCUAGGUGGGGGUGCAGGAGGUGGGUUAGGAGGUGGUGGUGGCCUUGGUGGGGGUGCAGGAGGUGGGUUAGGAGGUGGUGGUGGUCUAGGUGGAGGUGCAGGAGGUGGUGGUGGUGCUGGGGGUGGCUUAGGAGGAGGAGCUGGAGGUGGUUUAGGUGGUGGUGUUGGUGGGGGCGGAGGUCUUGGAGGAGGUGCUGGCGGUGGAGGUGGGUUUGGGGGUGGUGGUGGGGUAGGCAGUGGCGCUGGAGGAGGCUUUGGAGCUGGUGGAGGUGUUAGCAGUGGAUUAGGCGGUGGUGGAGGAGGUGGAUUUGGUGGAGGAGGUGGUUUUGGUGCUGGUGGUGGGGCUGGCUUUGGCGGUGGAGCUGGAAUCGGAGCUGGCGGUGGCCACUAAUUCAAGUGCAAUCAUGAUAUGAACAUUAGUUUUCCGCUGCAACUUAAUUUAGAGAAAUGAAUUAAUUUCUAGCUAUAUAUUAUUUGCUUCGUAUGUUCCUAUCAUGAAUGUACGUAAUGUGUUAAUAGGAGGGGUACUAUUAAUUUGCAGCUUUAGUAAUCAGUAUUAUUCUUUCAUCUUAUUAUAAUUAAUUUCCUUCAAUUUCUUA
Molecule: messenger RNA, 1423 nt
Organism: Prunus avium (sweet cherry)
Lineage: Eukaryota; Viridiplantae; Streptophyta; Magnoliopsida; Rosales; Rosaceae
Source: RefSeq, a predicted model, not a curated record